AGUAAUGACAGAAAUCGAGGUUAUAUGUUGUGAAUAAUUUUUUUUUGAUUUUUCAUCUAAAUUCUCAGUGAAAAUGGUUCGUGUUGUACAAAUUCCCUGUAAAAAAGUAAUCCAUACUAAGUCUGAAAUGAUUAUACUAACGAGGAGCAUAUGCAAAUACAUCAAUAAUGAUUUGCGUUCCAAAACAAUAAGACAAAAGUUUUUGGAAUAUUUCAUAAAUGAAAAUAAUCAUAAAUUUGUUAAGUCAAGUCCUGUUGUACCCUACUGCGACCCUACAGUGGCGUUUGUAAAUGCCGGAAUGAAUCAGUUUAAAUCUAUUUUUCUUGGCACUCAAACACCCAGAUACAAGAGGGUGGCCAACAGCCAGAAGUGCAUUCGUGUAGGUGGUAAACAUAAUGAUUUGAACGUUGUUGGGGUAGAUGGAUAUCAUCACACUUUUUUUGAAAUGCUUGGAAACUGGUCAUUUGGAGAUUAUUUCAAGCCAGAGGCAUGCAAGCUCGCGUGGAAUUUACUUACAAAAGUUUAUAAAUUACCCACAAGUAGAUUGUAUGUAACUUAUUUCAAAGGUGACAAAGAGUUGGAAGUGGAAGAGGAUUUAGAAACUAAGGAAAUCUGGAAAGAAUUAGGCGUGUCAGCUGACAAAAUACUACCCUUUGGUCUGAGGGAUAAUUUUUGGGAAAUGGGUCUUACUGGUCCUUGUGGACCAUGUACAGAAAUCCACUAUGACCAUCUGGGAACAAGUAACAGAUCAGAAUUUGUAAAUAAAGGUCUUCAUGACCUAACUGAAAUUUGGAAUAUUGUUUUCAUAGAAUAUAACAGACUUCCUGAUGGUACAAUUGUAAACCUUCCUCAAAAACAUGUAGAUACAGGAUUGGGAUUUGAAAGACUGACUUCCAUCUUACAAAACAAAAUAAGUAACUAUGAUACGGAUAAUUUCAAGUAUCUUCUAAAGGCUAUAAAUAAGAAUUGUAGCAAUUUACCAAAGUAUGAAGGUAAAUUUGGAGAAAAUGAUUGGAACAGCCUAGAUCAGUCUUAUAGAACAUUGGCUGAUCACAGUAGGAUGAUAACAAUUUGUUUAGCCGAUGGUGUAAUUCCUGAGGAAAACCAGAAACUACGAAGAAUUUUGAGAAAAACUUUUCUUCUGAGUGAAACUGCUUUCAAGAGGGAAAAAGGCCUACUCAAAGAACUUUCCAAUUAUGUUGUGGAAAACUUAGGUCCCUUUUAUCCUGAGUUGGAAAAAAAUAUUUCCCAGAUUCAUCAGAUAAUUGAUUAUGAAGAGGAAGUUUAUAAAUCAGUGCGAGAGUCCAGUUCAAAAGUCUGGCAAAAACUCACGAUAGAAAAUCCAAAGUUACUUGAACUUGAUGUCAUCGAAACUCCAAAUUUCAUAGGAGCCUACAAUGAAAUCGCAACCACUCGUCCAAAAGAAAUAGGCUCAAAAUUAGCUUUCAAACUGUAUGACACCUUUGGAAUAGAUGAAGAUGCCAUAGCAAAGCUGUCAAAAGCUUUGAACUUGAAGUUCAACCCACAAGAGCUCGUCAGAGAGUUAGAAACUGCCAAGAUAAGAUCAAAGGAAAGCAGUGCUUAUACUGAGAACAAGAUAUACUCUUAUCUACUCAGUGAAAACAUACCAAAAACAUAUGACACCUCAAAAUACUCAUAUUCAAAACACAAUGGGAAAUAUUCCUUUGAAGAGAUUGAGACUACUGUUCUCAAAAUAUUCAAAGAUGAAGAGAGCAUUGAUGAAAUAAAAAAUGAUCAUUACUGUUCUUUGGUAUUGGACCAAACUAACUUAUACUCGGAAGCUGGAGGUCAAAUAUCUGAUAGAGGAAUUAUUACAUUGGGCACAGACACGUUCGAUGUAACAUCAGUAGAAAACGUAAACGGAUAUAUUGUGCACAAGGGUUUUUUCAGAUCAAAUGGAAACACCUUGAGAACAAACACAAAAGGAAAAAUUCGAGUGGACGAUAACUUCAGGCUUUGCUGCAUGAGGAAUCACACUUGCACGCACUUGCUAAACGCUGCUUUGAAAAAAAUUAAAGGAGCUACUUGUCAAAAGUCCAGCAAAGUAACUGACAAGUAUUUGACUUUUGAUGUGGCGAUUUUCGGGGACAAAUUGUCACAUAAGGAUGUAGAAAAGGUCGAAGCUGAAGUUUUGGAGGUUUUGAAAAAAAAUCAGCCUGUGAAUGUCAUAGAAGUAGACAGCCAAGGAUUGCUAGCAUUCGAUUGCGUUACACUUAUUCCUGGAGAAGUCUAUCCAGAAAGUGGCAUAAGAAUCAUAGAAGUGAAGAAUGAUUCAUUUUUGUCAAGGGAACCCUGUUGUGGUACUCAUGUCUUGGACACUUCUGACUUAGAGGAUUUUUGUAUAGUAAACAUAAAAUCUUUAGGAAGAAGUAUCGCAUCAAUUUCUGCUGUAACAGGCGACAGAGCAAAAUUGGCUAGAGAAAAUGGAUCUGAGAUAGUAGAAGAAAUAGAUUCCUUAAAGGUUAACAUCAGCGAUAACAUAGACAAGCCAGAGUUAUUGGAAAUGAUUGAAUUUGAAACAGAUUUCAUAGAAAUAGAAAUGAAGAACGCCCUAGAAUCCAAUGUGAAGACCACAAAUUCAAACAAAAGAUACAUUAUUCACUACCUCCGAAGUUCGAUGAUGCUGGAAAACGUGCCACUACAGAAAGCAACGAAACUUUGCCCUGAUCUUCCUAUUCUAGUUUUAGCAUAUGCCGAUAAUAUGGUCAAAGCUAGGUGCUGUGUUCCUAAGAAUCUGAAGACUGAAAAAUUCAACGCAGAGAAGUGGAUGAAGGAAACUGUUGCCGAAGUUUUUAAAAGUAGGGCAGCACCGCCGAAAGGUCAAGACGGUAGUUUAGUUUGCAACAUGAAGGCUAAAAAAGUUCACGUUCAAGAAUGGGAUCCAUUGCUCAAAGACAGUCUAGAAAGAGCUGAGAAGUACAUUAAGGAAAAUUUGUGA
This is a messenger RNA of Leptinotarsa decemlineata (Colorado potato beetle), 2959 nucleotides long. It is a transcript of the gene AlaRS-m, whose product is annotated as alanine--tRNA ligase, mitochondrial. The record is from RefSeq and is a predicted model, not a curated record. Gene Ontology annotation, biological process: alanyl-tRNA aminoacylation. Gene Ontology annotation, cellular component: mitochondrion; cytoplasm. Gene Ontology annotation, molecular function: aminoacyl-tRNA deacylase activity; ATP binding; nucleic acid binding. NCBI's taxonomy places the organism in Eukaryota, Metazoa, Arthropoda, Insecta, Coleoptera, Chrysomelidae.